Messenger RNA from Heterostelium album PN500, 1641 nucleotides. RefSeq lists its product as uncharacterized. The transcript has 4 exons. NCBI's taxonomy places the organism in Eukaryota, Evosea, Eumycetozoa, Acytosteliales, Acytosteliaceae. Bases 1 to 1641 code for a protein of 546 amino acids. The record is from RefSeq and is a predicted model, not a curated record.
AUGUCUAGAAGAAAUAAGAAUUCUUCUGAUAAAGAUAAAGAUUUAGAUUCCAAAGUUGUAGAUGACAAACUACCUUUGAAGGAUUUGUUGAAUGAUGAUGAUGACAAUGAUAAUAUAGAUACGAAUGCUCUACUUGUUGAUUCCGAUUCAGAGGAUUCUGGUGACGAAGUACAAAAAGAAAUCAAAUCUAAACUUAAAGAAGUAGUUAAUAAGAGAUAUCACGAUAGAGCUGAAUUCGAAAGAGAGAUAAACAACGAUUCAAAGAUUCCAUACAUCAUUGGUGGCAUACUGUUCAUUAUCACUGCUUAUUUCAGUUGGCAAUUUCAUACUUUUGGAACUACACAAUCAGAAUAUAGAGAAAGUAUGUCAAGUAGUGGUACGAAAGCUUCUGAUUCAGAGAUUAUUAUUUCCAGUGAUGAAAGUGACUCUGAAGAUGAUGAGGUGAACAGUCAAGAUACAAGUGUACAUGAUAUACCCAAUUUACAAACACAAACAACAUCAACAUCACAUAAUAAUAAUAAUAAUUCAUCAUCAACGUCACUAAAUGUUAACAAUUCACUUACAAGUCAUACAAUUGGUGGUAGAUCUAAUACGGUAUCUACUUUGUCAUUGAAAAGAGGUAGAGAAUCAACAUUAGAUAUUCAACAACAACAACAACAAGAAGAAGAAGAAGAGGAAGAAGAAGAGGAAGAGGAAGAAGAAGAAGAAAAAGAUAAUGAUACCACCAAAGUUGAAGAUAAAAAAGCAAAAAAUGAGUUACAACAUGUCAAUGCUGCUCCACCAUUUAAACAACAAACACAACAGAAAUCAAUACAAGUUGAACAGACUAAAGUAGAAGAAAAGGUUAUCAAAAAAGAGAAAUGUCUUUCACUAAGGAAUUCAGUUUUAUGGAUAUCUGUUUUUGCUAUUAUCACAGGUAUUCUUUUCAAUAUAGAUUUGAAAUCAAACCAAUUGAAAGAUUCCGUCAACAAAAUAUUUAAACAAUCAUUAUUAAAUCAAGAGGAUCAUCAAUAUGGUCAACAUUAUGCAAUGAGAUCUCAUCGUAAUUCAAAACAGCUAGAGAAACCUUUGAGUUACCAUCUAUCAUAUCCAUCGAGCGCAAAGAAUGAAAUGUUUGCUUUCAUUCAACAGUUUUAUACUCAAGUAUUCAAGAAUCAACAGCAACAGCAACAACAAAAACAACAAUCAGGUUCAUCAUCGUCGAAACAAUGUAUGCAUCACUUAAGAGUGGAUACCGAUGACUUUGUAGGAUUUGCAAGAUCAAUGUUGAAAUCGAUCGGUGACUGCGAACGUGUGUUGUUCUACACCUAUGCAGAUGAGAAGACCGAUCUUGCUUUGUUGGAUUCCGUCUUUGAUGGAUCAUUACGUUUGAAUUCGAUCGAUCCUUACUCAUUUACACUCAACCAUACAUUCGUACUGCUGACAAACGUAGGUCAAUCGAAACUAUCCGAAUUCUAUCAGAAUCAUAAUUACAAUCAGCAGCAGCAACAACAAGAAGAAGUUACAAAUAUAGAAUCAAUCGAUCUUGUUGAAAUACUAGUUAAAGAAUCGAAACAACAUUGGCAACAUAGAUUCUGCACACGAAUAUCAUCGAUGAUUCCUUUUAUAGAUGUAAAUCUACCGCCUGUAAAAAAUCAAUAA